Trichoplax adhaerens is the source of this 396-nucleotide messenger RNA. RefSeq lists its product as uncharacterized. The record is from RefSeq and is a predicted model, not a curated record. The transcript has 2 exons. Gene Ontology annotation, biological process: defense response. Lineage: Eukaryota; Metazoa; Placozoa; Uniplacotomia; Trichoplacea; Trichoplacidae. Gene Ontology annotation, cellular component: extracellular matrix. Bases 1 to 396 code for a protein of 131 amino acids.
AUGAAGUUCACGUUGAUCUUACUUGCAUCACUUCUCUUCUUGGCCAUCGCUGGACAUGCCGAGAAAGAAGAACCUACAAUUAUUGAAGAAUUGAAAGAUGAAGCUCCAGUAGAAGAUGAGGAGGGCGAAGUAGCCGAAAAAGAAGAUGAGAUCGAAUCUCUCGAGAACGAAUUUCAAGUAAAAGAAGAGGACGAACAGCCUGAAGAAGCUAAAGCGGCUAAUAUUUCUUUCAAUUUUUUACUUCAAAUUCAUCAUUUUAACAGUCGAGACGCCGUCAUCCCUGGCAAGAUAACCGCUACUGGUUCGAUUAUCGCUCCCAGAACAGUUGGACCAGACGCCGUCGCCGCUUUCGCUAUAACAGGCGUCGUUUCUCUGGAAAAAAAGCUAAAAUUUUAA